AUGCACGCUCCUCCAGCAGAGGGCAAUUUCUGUGAUGAACACAGAAAUGCCAUAAAGCCUGCAAUUGUUGCGGAUUACAACAUGCACAUGGGAUAUGUUGACAAAGCGGCCAGGAUGACAAACAGUUAUUCCAUCAGCCGUCGGACUUGGAAAUGGACGAAGAAACUAUUCUUCCAUUUACUAGAUCUGACGAUUCUGAACAGUUUCAUUGUGCUGUCAUCCUGUGGUGCGAAAAUAUCACAUAGAGACUUUCGUCUAACCCUUGUGCGCAACAUGCUGGAGAAUGCUGCAACAUGUCGCCCUCGCCCCCAGGGGCCCUUAGGUCGACCUCCUGCUCUUUCAUCUACAAUAUAUCGCCUAGAGGAGGCCAAUCGACAACACUGGCCAAACCAUUCAGACAAGAGACUGAACUGCCGCGUCUGUUCUGCACGUGGGAAGAGGAGAAGAAUACACACAAAGUGCGAGAAAUGUGACGUGGGCCUGUGCAUUCUCAGAUGCUUCAAAGAAUAUCACACAAAGCCGAGAUUUAGUUAG
Cryptotermes secundus is the source of this 534-nucleotide messenger RNA. Its product is annotated as piggyBac transposable element-derived protein 4-like. The coding region runs from base 1 to 534 and encodes 177 amino acids. The transcript has a single exon. The record is from RefSeq and is a predicted model, not a curated record. Lineage: Eukaryota; Metazoa; Arthropoda; Insecta; Blattodea; Kalotermitidae.